GGUGGCCCCUCUAGGUUGGCUGCCGCCUUCCUCUUUCAUUUCGUUUCUUCGCCGAGAACGUUCUGUUACAUUUUAGCGUGAUCCACGUUUCGUGUCACCACGACUUAAAAAAUGCGUUACGUGGCCGCUUAUCUUCUGGCUGUCCUUGGUGGCAAUGUCUCACCUUCCCAGGAUGCCAUCGAGAAGAUCCUCUCCUCGGUGGGAAUUGAGUCGGACGCUGAGAGAGUCAAGAAGAUCAUUGCUGAGCUCAAUGGAAAAUCAAUCGAAGAUUUGAUCGCACAGGGACGUGAGAAACUCUCCUCCAUGCCAGUUGGUGGUGGUGCUGCUGCACCAGCUGCUGCUGCUGCUGCUGGAGCUGCCCCAGCUGCUGAGGAGAAGAAGGAAGACAAGAAGGCCGCCAAAGAGGAAUCCGAGUCCGAGGACGAUGACAUGGGCUUCGGUCUCUUUGACUAAGCAACUACCUGACAGCAAAAAAACAGACUAUUCACUAGCAGAAGUGCAACAUAUGCAUCAUCAGAUAGAUUGUACGUCGUUGCAUCUGCUGCUGAUGAAUAAAUGAUUUUUUUACGA
Molecule: messenger RNA, 570 nt
Organism: Diachasma alloeum
Lineage: Eukaryota; Metazoa; Arthropoda; Insecta; Hymenoptera; Braconidae
Gene: RpLP2
Product: 60S acidic ribosomal protein P2
Exons: 4
Coding region: 112-453 (113 amino acids)
Biological process (GO): cytoplasmic translational elongation
Cellular component (GO): ribosome; cytosolic large ribosomal subunit
Molecular function (GO): structural constituent of ribosome
Source: RefSeq, a predicted model, not a curated record